AUGGCUACUAACCCAGUCACAAAGUGUCAGUACAUAGCUGAAAAGCUUGACCGACAGAGCCAGGUUGAUGUUGGGUAUACUGACUUCUCUAAGGCGUUCGACAGAUUUGACCACGGAAUUUUAUUAGAAAAAUUAAUAGCGUUUGAUUUCAUUGUUGAAGUCAUAUCUACAGAAUAUAUACCACGUUCCAGCAGAGAUCAGGUUAUGAAUUUUAUGGUGAUUUGGAUAACGGCAGUAACAUUGUACGUGGAUUUAUACAAAUCGAUGAAGAGCCUUGCCCAUUCAAACGCCAAUCCUCUUCCAAUUACAGAAACAACAGCUACGCCAUAUUAUUGCGAAUAUCUAGACCACAAUGGGACCGACGUACACUGCUAUGGUAAUCUACUCUUUGAGAUCCCCACCAACUUAAACAAGCUCCUUAGGAAACUAACAAUUACUGACUCUAACAUAAAAGUUAUAAAAAGGAGUUCCUUGGAUCCUUACAGAGAAACGCUUAGAGACGUAACUCUUUCCAACUUGCCCGAUUUGCGGGUUAUAGAAGAAGGCACUUUCGCUAACGUACUCAACUUGAGGACUUUAUAUAUAUCACACGCUCCCCAGCUGAAAUUUCUUCAUGGUCUGUUACAGGGAGUGACCUCUUCCACGUUUUAUUCUUUGAGAAUCCUUUGGACCGGUCUGAUGGAAGUUCCUGAUUUAUAUCUCUUGCCCAAGAAUAACACGAUGUUUUUGUUAGACUUAGACCACAACAAGAUAGAGCGUCUUCCACCAAAUUCAAUCAAAAUUACGGCCCAACAGGUGACGCUAAACUAUAACCACAUAAGCCAAGUAGAAGACUUCGCUUUUAAUGGAUCACAAAUAGCAGAACUAUACAUGCGGUCCAAUUUCGGAUUGAAUCAAGUUGGAAAAAAUACGUUUAGUGGACUGAAAAGUUUAAGAAUACUGGAUCUAUCAGAAACCGCCAUUCAGGGGUUACCCACCGUGGGACUCGAGGAACUGGAAAUUCUAAAAAUUGAAGAGACGCACACUAUGCAAACUAUUCCUAGUAUUUACGACCUUAAAAAUCUAAAAGAAGCCAAGCUGACCCAUUCCUUUCACUGUUGCGCAUUUAAAUAUCCAGAGCAACACGACCCCGCCAAACACGCGCAACACGAGGAAAACCUGAAAAAAAUGUGCAAGGAACUGACGAAAUCUGGUUCAAAUUUUAUUUCUUUUGCGAGAAGGAAACGAUCCGCGAAAACUCUGGUCUACGCUAACUAUGGUCCGUUGAACGAGUGGAAAGAACAAAUUACGAACUUUUCCGAAAUUAAUCCAUUGAGAACAACGAAAUUACAAAGCGGGGACGACUCGUUGUUUACUCCUCUGAGAGGGCAAACAAUUGAAAGACAAGAAGGCAGGGCCAUCGAAGUAACCGAUGAAGAUGACGGAUUUUUUCAUCCUAAUCCCACUAAAAUCAAUGAGAGUCAGCUGGACGCCAUUUGUGGCAAGCUCAUAUUUAGAAAACCAGAGGUGAAUUGUUGGCCAGAACCAAACGCCUUAAACCCCUGCGAGGACAUUAUGGGAGUUACUUGGCUGAGAAUAUCGGUAUGGUGCGUCUUGAUACUGGCCAUCGUGGGCAACUUAUUGGUGAUGGUAGUAUUCUUAUUUGGCGAAUCACCGAUGAACGUAUCCAGGUUUCUCAUAUGCAACCUGGCUUUCGCAGACCUCUGCAUGGGCUUGUACUUGUUGCUUAUCGCCUCCAUGGACUACCAUUCCAUGGGCGAAUACUUCAACUUCGCCUUCAAUUGGCAAAACGGAUUGGGCUGUCAAAUAGCUGGAUUUCUGACAGUUUUUUCUAGUCAUUUGUCGAUAUUCACGUUAACAAUUGUGACGCUUGAACGCUGGUUUGCCAUCACUUACGCUAUCAACCUGACGAAAAGGAUAACCAUCAAAUCCGCUAAAAAAAUAUUAGUGGGCGGAUGGUUUUAUUCGAUUUUUUUGGCAACACUGCCUCUACUGGGUUUCAGUAACUACAGCAGUACAAGCAUUUGCCUUCCGAUGGAAGCUAACAAAAUGAUAGACAAAAUCUACUUAUACGGCGUCAUCUUCCUGAAUGGUAUAGCCUUCGCUCUGAUCGUGUUCUGCUACAUCCAAAUUUACAUGAGCUUGGGAUACGAAACUCGCCACUCUAGUACCAAAGGAGAGAUGACGAUAGCCAAGAAAAUGGCUCUUUUAAUUUUCACCGAUUUCGCCACUUACUCACCGAUCGCAUUUUUCGGACUAACAGCCCUAGCUGGAUACCCUCUAAUUGGAGUUACGAGGUCGAAAAUACUGUUGGUAUUCUUCUACCCCUUGAACGCCUGUGCCAACCCCUAUUUGUACGCCCUGAUGACGGCGCAGUACCGAAGGGAUUUGUGUAUGUUGAUAUCCAGAUGUGGUAUGUGCAAGAAAAAAGCAGAACAGUACAAGUUCUCAGAAUCAAUUCCAAUGGCAAAACCUAUGCUGGAUGUAAACUAUGGACGGUUCAAUUGCAGAAGGAGUAGAGAGAUAAAAGACGAUCAUUCCUACGUGUAAAUCCUAUACUCAAUCAAUUCUAUACCCGCCUACGCUGUGGAAUGACAGUACCUAUUGAAUAUUCAAGAGUAUAGAUUGCCAUUAUUGAUGUAGAAUGGCUGAUGGGAGUAAUGAGCAAAGAUAAAAGUAUAUAGUAUUAUUUAUUAGUAAAUAUUGCUCUUAAUCACAAAUGUGAUUGUAUAUGUCUAACAAGUUUGUCCAAUUUUUGACAAAUUGAAUAUACCUACUUGGUGCCAAUGGUGCCGUUAUAUAUUUUUGUAUUUGAUCUGUUUAUAUUGUCCUUGGCUGCAAUUCUACUUGGUUCCCCUUCUUUUCAGUAUUACUAUCACUUAUCAGGUUUCAAGACAUCCCUCAGUUAUAUACCUACCUACUUCAUAAAAUUAUUACUAUGUAAACUAUCUUUAAAAAUACCAUCUGUUAUGCUAUAUCUAUAUUUUUGUAAGCAGUAGUGAUUAAAUAUUAAUUUAAAACCAAAUUUGGUGCAAUAUGUA
Messenger RNA from Anoplophora glabripennis (Asian longhorned beetle), 3041 nucleotides. Its product is annotated as lutropin-choriogonadotropic hormone receptor. The record is from RefSeq and is a predicted model, not a curated record. NCBI's taxonomy places the organism in Eukaryota, Metazoa, Arthropoda, Insecta, Coleoptera, Cerambycidae. Gene Ontology annotation, cellular component: membrane. Gene Ontology annotation, biological process: G protein-coupled receptor signaling pathway. Bases 1 to 2550 code for a protein of 849 amino acids. Gene Ontology annotation, molecular function: G protein-coupled receptor activity; protein binding; protein-hormone receptor activity. The transcript is spliced from 15 exons.